This is a messenger RNA of Vigna radiata var. radiata (mung bean), 1305 nucleotides long. RefSeq lists its product as uncharacterized. NCBI's taxonomy places the organism in Eukaryota, Viridiplantae, Streptophyta, Magnoliopsida, Fabales, Fabaceae. Bases 534 to 1142 code for a protein of 202 amino acids. The transcript is spliced from 2 exons. The record is from RefSeq and is a predicted model, not a curated record.
ACUAACCUCGUGAGUGUGGCAGGGUGGGGAACCCAAGUUUCAUAAGUCACCACGGGUGCAAGACUCACCAUAGCCCAACUAUUGUUUUAAAGUCCGGACGAGUCAAGUCUAGAAAAUAACAUGCUUAGGUUGUGUUUCCUAAACUGNUUUGUUUUCAAUUCACUCCUAUAUGAUNACAUGCUUAAUCUGUCACAUGUUGUUUAUUUAUAUAAUUAGCUCACCCUUGCUUGUUUGUGUUUGUGUUUAUUGCCUGUUUUUUCUUUUGCGAUGAUCAUCCACUUGGAUGUGAGCAGAGGAGAAUGAGGCCUCAGUGGAGAAUGUCCUGGAGGGGAAUGAGGAAACAACUUCUUAGUCUUUCUAGGAAUCUCAUAGCUUUCCAUGUAUCUGAACAAUUCCAAAAGUAGACAUACGUUCAAGUCAAAGGAGGGUGACAGGGGAUUCCCUUCUUACAUAUCUUUGGGUGAACUUUGUGACUCUAGUCGCGGGUUAUUUUAAAUGAUACUUGUAUAAUUGAAACUCAUAUAUUGGUUCAUAUGCUAGAGCAUGAGAAACAAAUUGAUGUAUCAGAUAGGAACAUUAACAAUAAGCUUGUUGAAAGCAUUGAGAAUCGUUCAUCCAUGGAAAUGAUGUCAACCUCAUCAUUUGGUGAGGUGGUGGAUUUUAGGAGUAUAGGAAAAAUAGAAAAAGAUUUUAUUCCUCUAUUGGAAGAUGUUUGUUCACGAUAUCCCUCACUUCUGAAUAGUGAGAAGUGGAGAAGUCAAAGAUUUAUUGAAUGGACUUUAACAGCUUUGGGUAGAGUUCUUUAUUUUCUCAACACUAAAAAGGUGGGAGACAUGGACGAUGAUGCUUGCAAUCAUCUCCAAACUUUAUGGGAGGAACUUGAGACCUUUGGAUUUGAUUUGUCAUGGCUGAGACCUCAUGUUCAAUCUGCCUUAGACAUGAAAACUCGUGUGGGGAGAAUUCUUGAGGUGAAAAGGUUGGAAGAGAAGGUGACUUCUUUAGAGGAGAAAACAAAGGAUAUGAGGACAAAGAUGAUUGAAGCUGAAGUAAAUCUUGAAAUAACAAGAAGAGAAUUGGUGAAAGCAAAAGAAGACUUUGAAAACUGUGAUUUGGACUCUGAACUCGGUUAUGGAAAACCAUGAAUUGCAUAUGUUAAUGAGUAAUGAUGUUGAACUCGGUUAUUGAAGUCCAUGAAUUGCAUGUGAUAACUUUAUUUUCUAGUAUAAUUAUGUUCAUUUAGUAAUAGUAGCUGCUUCUUCUGUGGGUAAUCUUCAUUAAACAGAAACAGAAUAUUGAAUUUAUAAU